AGGUAAAUGUCAAUUAGCAUUUAUUUUUAAUAUGCAGUUUUUUUGCGGACUUUUUCAAUAUUUUUGAAAGUUUAAUCUUGAUAAGCAGCACUAGCUGGAUAUUUGACACAAUUUUGCAUAUUAAAGCAGCCAAUAUAAUGUUGAUAUUUCUAUUAUCUUGUGCUUAAUUGUCUUCUAAACAUAUUUUCUUUGUUGAAUGAUUAUUUGCAGCACCCAAGUACAAGAGGCAACCAUAUGUUUCUUGGAAUAGAGAGAUGGACAAUCAUUUGGCAACAAUUUUGACUGAUCAAAUGGCUCAAGGAAACAAAUGUGAUGGUGAUACUUGGAAGGCCCAAGCUUUACAUGCAGCUGUGACGUAUUUGAACUCAAAGUUACAUCUUAACUUGACAAAGGAUAACAUAAAAAAUCGACUCAAAAUUUGGAAGAAAUCGUUUAAUGUUGUGUCAGAUAUUCAGACCAAGCAAAGUGGUUUUACAUGGGAUGAAGUACGCAAAUUGAUUGUUGUCACAUCAGAUGAAUGGAGCUCUUGGAACUCAUAUGUUGAGUCGCACCCCGAUGCAAAAGGUAUGCAAAAUAAAAUGAUAGAAAAUUGGGAUGAUAUUAUUCUUUUGUGUGGAAAAGAUAGAGCAACCGGUCAAGGAGCUGAAACUUUUGAUGAAGGUGUAGAAGCAAUAGGUGAAGAAGAUGAAAUUGAAGUGACUUCAGCUCCUAUAUCGGGAUCAAGAGUACGACCAUCAAGUUCGACAGAUUCUAUGAAUGAUAAGAAAAAAAGACCAAAGAAAGAUUCUUUAGCUGAAGUUGUUAGUGCAAUAGCUACUUCAUUCCAAGAGUUUCUAGCUAGUAAAAGGAAAGGUGAGGAGAAAUCAAGCGGCAUUGAGAUGCAUGAUGUUGUCUCAAUGAUACCUGGGCUAACCGACGAUGAAGUUUUUAAAGCUGUUCGAAUGUUGAUGAAUGGAAAUGAAGAAGAAUUUAAUUUGUUGAAAGCUCUACCGGAUGAAAAGAAAAAAGAUUGGAUUUACUUUCUAAUUUACUCUUAAUUGUUUUGAUUUGGAACUCGAUUUAGUUAACUCGAUAAACUAUGCAAAUUUUCUUUUAUGCUGUAAUGGAGUUUUAUGAACUAUUUUUCAUUUUAGAAGACA
This is a messenger RNA of Erythranthe guttata (spotted monkey flower), 1139 nucleotides long. Lineage: Eukaryota; Viridiplantae; Streptophyta; Magnoliopsida; Lamiales; Phrymaceae. The record is from RefSeq and is a predicted model, not a curated record.